Messenger RNA from Cheilinus undulatus (humphead wrasse), 1645 nucleotides. RefSeq names its product glucosaminyl (N-acetyl) transferase 3, mucin type (gene gcnt3). Gene Ontology annotation, molecular function: acetylglucosaminyltransferase activity. The coding region runs from base 72 to 1370 and encodes 432 amino acids. The transcript has a single exon. The record is from RefSeq and is a predicted model, not a curated record. NCBI's taxonomy places the organism in Eukaryota, Metazoa, Chordata, Actinopteri, Labriformes, Labridae. Gene Ontology annotation, cellular component: membrane.
UCAACUCCUCGUCCCAUUUGGUUAAACUGUAAUCUGCACUCACCUGCGCUGUACUCACCUCAAGCUGGGACAUGGCUUUUCCUAGAUUUUUACGGGGCCAAGUAUUGCUUUUGAGAAGCCUCUCUCUCAUCUUCAUGGGAAUGCUCUUUUCUCUGGCUCUGUGGGAAAGGGGCUCUCACAGAAAGCCACUGUCUGAUCUCAGGAUACCACAGCAGUUCUCUAUUGACCUGGCUGGCUGCACAGCCAUCAUCAGCGGAAACGUAGAGGGGAAGGAGAAAUCACUGGAAGAACUUCUUGCAUCCAGGAAAAAACAGAUGCUUUUAUCUGAGGACUUUUACCUCAAUGUAACACAGGACUGUGACGGUUAUAUUAAAAAAAGAGGCUUUAUCACUGUGCCCCUCAGUGAAGAGGAGAGGGACUUUCCUAUUGCCUACUCAAUGGUGGUCCAUGAGAAGAUUGAGAUGUUUGAGCGACUUCUACGAGCUGUUUACACUCCUCAGAACAUCUACUGUGUGCAUGUGGACCAGAAAUCCUCUCAAGAAUUUCAAAAGGCUGCAGAGGCAAUAGCCUCCUGCUUUCCUAAUGUGUUUGUAGCCAGUAAACUGGAAAAAGUGGUGUAUGCCUCCUGGUCCAGAGUGCAGGCUGAUUUGAACUGUAUGACAGAUCUACUUCACUCACACGUCCAGUGGAAGUACCUGCUGAACACCUGUGGGACAGACUUUCCUAUCAAAACCAACAGAGAGAUGAUCCAAGCGCUGAAGGCCCUGAAUGGGAGGAACAGCAUGGAGUCUGAGGUCCCCAGUGACUUUAAAGCAGGACGAUGGAAGUAUCAUCACAACGUGACUAACAUUGUAACACGAACGACUGUGAGGAAAAGCCCUCCUCCUGUUAGCAGCCCCAUGUUCUCAGGGAACGCUUAUUUUGUUGUCACAAGAGCCUUUGUGGAACACGUGAUGCAGGACAGAGGCGUUCAAAAACUGAUGGAGUGGGAAAAAGACACUUUCAGCCCAGAUGAGCACCUCUGGGCCACCCUGCAGAGGAUGCCGUCUGUCCCGGGAUCAGUGCCCGCUAACAAUAAGUAUGAUACAUCAGACAUGCUUGCCCUCGCUCGUGUGGUGAAGUGGAGCUUUCUGGCAGGAGAUGUAAGAAGUGGAGCUCCAUACUAUCACUGCACUGGAGUGUACAGAAGAUCAGUUUGUGUUUAUGGAGCUGGAGACCUUGGGUGGCUCCUGAAACAACAGCAGCUCUUUGCUAAUAAGUUUGAUCCAGAAGUUGAUGAUGUCGCUAUUCGAUGUUUGGAGUCAGUUCUACAUUUUAAAGCAUUAGGACAUAACUCAAGCUUGACAGAAAAAUAUUCAACCACUCUGUAAAGCAUAUAAUCAGCUUAAACAAUAAAGUAGUAACUUAUUUCAAUAAAAUAGAAGCUAGACUGAAAAUUUCUCAAUGCUUGUGUGUUGUCACUAGUUUAUAUAAACGCUUAAAUUAUCAUAACAUGAUUUAAAGAUGCUAUUUUGUAUGGAUUUAGUGUGCAUUGAGAUUUUGGCUUGAUCUCAGGUAUGCCUUUGGCAAAAAAUGUUAAAAACCACGGCUUUAUACCAUCAUUAACAAUUUGUUGUGAUUUGUACAUGCAUGUUUUUGUUUUGAU